Molecule: messenger RNA, 2712 nt
Organism: Esox lucius (northern pike)
Lineage: Eukaryota; Metazoa; Chordata; Actinopteri; Esociformes; Esocidae
Product: protocadherin gamma-A11-like
Exons: 2
Coding region: 262-2712 (816 amino acids)
Biological process (GO): homophilic cell-cell adhesion
Cellular component (GO): plasma membrane
Molecular function (GO): calcium ion binding
Source: RefSeq, a predicted model, not a curated record
UCCUGUGCUGUCAAUCAGUAGAGUUCCCUCCCCUUUCACUGCACUUCCAGAGGAGGGAGAGAAUCUAAGCUUCAGUCUGAGGCAGGUACGAGAGACACACUCGUUCCAAACCAUACCCUAGUUUUUACAGAUAUGCCUAACAGAAAGAAGCGGUGAACAUUGCCUGAAUUUCAGUACUACGUGGAAUAUCACAAUUCUAUUUUUGUACCGAUUCGAGACACGGAAUAACCAAUAUUUGUUUGAAUUCAUAUUUUUUGAGCUAUGGAAGUGGAAGGACUUUGUCAACCAGAAUAUGUAAGACGCAAUAUGUGUUUUGGAUCCCGAGGGCAAUUACUCGUUUUUCUCCUGUAUUUCAGUUAUGUUGUUAGUGGUCAAAUCCGUUAUUCCAUUCCAGAGGAGAUGAAGAAAGGCUCUAUUAUCGGUAACGUAGCUCAAGACCUGGGGUUGGAUUUAAAAAGGCUCCGACUGGGCCGUGCCCGUAUCGUGACCGGGGAAAGCGUUCAGUACACAGAGCUGAAGACAGACAAAGGGAUUCUAGUCGUGAGUGAGAGAAUAGACCGAGAGCAGCUUUGUGGCGACGUAACGCCAUGUAGUUUCAGCUUCGAAAUUAUACUAGAAAAUCCGAUGGAACUCCAUCGAGUAACUGUAGAAAUUCUAGAUGUAAAUGACCAUUCGCCUGCUUUUUCGAGGAAAGAUAUACAGUUUGAAAUUAGCGAGUCUGCUACAUUAGGUUCCCGUUUUAUGUUAGCAAGUGCGGAGGAUCCUGAUGUAGGAGUUAAUGGUCUACAGAAUUAUAUUUUAACACCCAAUUAUAAUUUCGUUCUAAAACAGCAUGCGAAACCCGACGGUAGUAAAUAUGCUGAAAUGAUUCUUCAGAAACAGUUAGAUAGAGAGGAACAUCCUAGUUUUUCUUUUAAGCUUAUUGCUUUAGACGGUGGAAAUCCGCAGAGAUCUGGUACAGUAAAUAUAGAGAUCACUGUCUUAGAUGUUAAUGACAACGCGCCUGUGUUUAACCAGUCAGUGUACAGGGCGACUGUGAUGGAAAACGCUGUGAAAGGCACUUAUAUUACCACAGUCAAUGCCAGCGAUGCUGAUGGUGGAUCAAACGGUGUUGUAACAUAUUCAUUUUCCAACCUAAAACAAAGUGUUGCUGACAUUUUUAGCAUAGACGAAACAACAGGAACUAUAUCAGUUGACGGAGGAAUAGAUUAUGAGAAGAAUAAAAAAUACGAAAUCAGAGUGGAGGUAAAGGAUCAGGGUGGUUUAACAGACUCAAGUGAAAUUGUAAUUGAAGUUAUUGAUGUUAAUGACAACGCACCAGUUAUGAACGUAAUGUCUUUCUCCAGCUCUGUUUCUGAAGAUGCUCCCCUGGGCACAACCAUAGCUAUUAUAAAUGUGAAAGAUGCUGAUUCAGAGAAAAAUGGACAGAUUACAUGUUCUAUAAACAGUAACCUCCCGUUUAAGAUCAGAUCUUCGUUAAGUAGUUAUUAUACGUUAAUCUCAGAUGUGGCGUUUGACAGAGAAACAACACCAGAAUAUAACAUAACCAUAACAGCGACAGACUCUGGUUCGCCUCCUCUCUCCAGUGCCAGAACGUUACACCUUAGAAUCUCUGACGUAAAUGAUAAUGCCCCAUUAUUUAAUCAGAGUUCGUUCGCGGCCUACGUCAAAGAGAAUAACUCUCCUGGAAUGUCCAUAUUUACUGUCAGCGCACGGGACACUGACUGGAAUCAAAACGCUAAAAUCUCGUACCACUUGGAAGACACGCAGAUCAGUGGAACUUCAGUCACUACGUACAUAUCCAUUAACUCUGAAACCGGAGUUUUACAUGCACUACGUUCCUUUGAUUUUGAACAAAUCAAACAGCUAAAUCUCGUGGUUAAGGCGCAAGACGGAGGCUCUCCUCCACUAAGUAGCAAUAUUAGUGUGAACAUCUUCAUCCAAGAUCAGAACGACAAUGCGCCUCAGGUUUUGUACCCAGUCCAGACUAGCACCUCUCUGGUGGCUGAAAUGGUGCCUCGUUCAGCAGAUGUGGGCUAUCUUGUCACUAAAGUGGUGGCUGUUGAUGUGGACUCUGGGCAGAAUGCCUGGCUCUCGUAUAAACUUCAGAAACCGACAGACAGGGCGUUGUUCGAAGUGGAUUUACAGAAUGGAGAAAUAAGAACUAUACGUCAAGUCACUGAUAAAGAUGCUGUGAAACAAAGGCUCACUGUUGUAGUGGAGGACAACGGGCAGCCCUCUCGUUCAGCUACAGUCAAUGUUAACGUGGCGGUGGCGGAUAGUUUCCCUGAAGUGCUAUCGGAGUUCACUGACUUUACGCACGAGAAGGAAUACAAUGACAACCUGACUUUUUACUUAGUCUUGGCUUUGGCUGUAGUCUCAUUUCUUUUCAUUACGUGUUUGGUAGUUAUUAUAUCGGUUAAAAUAUACAGAUGGAGACAGUCCCGCAUCCUCUAUCAUUCCAGUCUCCCGGUCAUUCCGUAUUAUCCACCCCGUUACGCAGACACUUUGGGAACCGGAACUUUACAACACGUGUACAAUUACGAGGUGUGCAGGACGACUGACUCCAGAAAGAGUGACUGUAUGUUCGCCAGACCCGAUAGCCAGAACGUACUGAUAAUGGACCCCACUUCUACAGAGAAGAUGCAGCGUAUGCAGAGUGAAAAGCAUAUCAUGGAUGAACCAGACUCACCUAUAGAGUUCCGGAGUUAG